Culex pipiens pallens (northern house mosquito) is the source of this 482-nucleotide messenger RNA. RefSeq names its product protein NATD1-like. Lineage: Eukaryota; Metazoa; Arthropoda; Insecta; Diptera; Culicidae. Bases 49 to 417 code for a protein of 122 amino acids. The record is from RefSeq and is a predicted model, not a curated record. The transcript has 2 exons.
AAUUCCGCUCUCGUCCGAUAAGUUUGUUUACAGUUUUCUUCAAACAAAAUGUUCCCGGUAUCACAGGUGCUGUCCCGGUCGCGUUAUCUAACGCGGCUGGCCAAGGCGGAGAUGUGCUCCGGCGUGCUGCAGAUCGGUCACGAUCCGACCCAGGCCGAGUUUAGCGUGCAUCUCAACGAAAGCAAGGCAUUCCUGAGCUAUAGACUGGACCGGAAGGCACGGUUGCUUAGCCUGGACCACACGGAGGUGCCGGCCGUGUUCCAGGGAAAGGGUGUCGGGAAGAAGUUGGUGGAGGCCGCUUUACAGCACGCGAUGCAGGAGGAUUUGAAGGUGAAAAUCUAUUGCGACUUUGCGCUCAAAUACUACAGGGAUAACGAAGCUCAACUAGCGGGGAAGAUUAAAUAUGUUCCCGAAUGAGGGGUAAUAACCAAACACAGAAACAGGUCAUUUGUUAGCUUUAGUAUGCAAUAAAUAUAUUUUUU